AUGGACGUCGUAUGGGAUUCUCUCAUCACGCCGGGACCCCUGAUGCACACCUUUCCACCGGAUUCGUGGACAACCGAAACUCGCGUCACGCGCGCGGAGGGCGAGUUCAUAGUUGCGUCAUUUGUGCGGCCGCUGGUCCCUGACGACUUUGCUCGCUUUCUGCUGUACGCGCCUCGCGUCAAAUCCCUCGGAGGGCAUGGGAGGAAUGUGUGUCUCGGGCAGUCCUCCAAAUUGAGGCUUGCUGAAGCCGCAUUGCACAUUCUGGAAGUCGCCAAACCCCCAGGCCCGCCGCUCCCUAAUCUGCACAGUCUGGAAUACGAUGGUUUGUUCCUGGAUAUCGGGGGUAUCGCUGUUCCGGCAAUGCGCAUCUUCUUCGGGCCUCGCUUGAUGUCCGUCAAAUUAUGGGCCCACGCGAAGCGGCAUGAGGAUGCCAGUAUCCAAAUGCUCAAGGAGUUGGCGGAGAAAUCCCCACAGAUUGAGCAGGCCAGUUUCAUGUUCUUCGCAGACUGUCCCAGGGUGUCCGCUGUGCUACCAGACGUCAUAGGCAAGCUACACUACCUCACGACGUUCGAGACCCACUUGGUGGUUCCGCACGACGCGUUGCUUUUGCUCGCCGCUUUGCCAAACCUCCGGAAGAUGGGCGUAGUCCUGCGCAAGAGUGAUGAACUGGUCAAGGUACUCGAGGCGUAUUGCAGUAAUACGGUCCACGGCAGCCCGUUCUGUGCACUGGAAGAGGUCGAGUUAUAUGCAAGGCGGCUUCCUACCAUCACGGCUUUCCUUCCGUACAUCAGCUCCCAUAAGCUGACACAUAUGCGUGCAUUUCCCGACCGAGCCCCGCUUGUGCCCUACGCCAAAGACUUCUUUCAUUCGCUUACGACACAUCAUAUGCGAGAGACUCUUCACUCCCUCGCACUCGAGGCAUGGAUCAGCAUCGAGGAUCUGGAGCCGUACUUGCUUACGCGCGAAACACUGGAACCUCUGCUGCAGCUGAAUUUGACGGUGCUACAUUCCGACGGUUGCCCGAUCGACGUAGACAACGACAUGCUCGCCGCAAUGGCGCAAGCGUGGCCGAAUCUGGAGCGCAUAGAUCUCGAGAGCUUCCGCGGGUCGAGCAUAUCGCCGCCGAAGGCGACUCUGCUAGGUCUCAUACCCUUGCUUCAGCAUUGUCCCCGCCUCAAGACGGUUGGGGUGGUCAUGGACGCUGAGCAUCUAACAGCGGAAGUCUUACUGGCAGUACCACCCAGCGAUCUCGCAGAAGACUCGCGCGUCAAGUAUCUUAAGGUGGGGAACUCUAAAAUCUCGGACCCAACAUUUGUCGCGACCUUCCUGUCUUCGCUACUUCCGAAUCUGGAAGACAUCAGGACAGCGUGGCCGGAUCGACGCUACCAUGAGGACGUCAAAGAGGAGGACAUGGAGCAGUGGCACAGAUGGACGCAGUGUCUGUUCAUGGCGCGAGAGCUUGUCAAAAUACGCAAGCAAGAGCGCAGGUGGUAUCUUACUACGAAGACGAUUGCCGAGCAUUGA
Molecule: messenger RNA, 1524 nt
Organism: Postia placenta MAD-698-R-SB12
Lineage: Eukaryota; Fungi; Basidiomycota; Agaricomycetes; Polyporales; Adustoporiaceae
Exons: 2
Coding region: 1-1524 (507 amino acids)
Source: RefSeq, a predicted model, not a curated record